AUGGGCUGCACCUUAAGAAAAUAGAAACAAUUCUCAACUAUCAAUAUUAAUGAAUAAAAUACCUUUUAUUUUGUGAUAAUAAAUGCAGACCAAGGACUUAAAAAUUUAAAAAAAAGAAACAGAUUGUCAAAUUCAGUACCAAUUUUAGGGUCGAUAAGUAAUAUUUAUCAUUCAGUAAAAUCUAGAUCAUAGUACUAUAAUUUCAAGAAGAAUUAAAUUAUUUCCAUCUUAAUUUGGUUAAAUGGUGUUGAAAAUACAUAAUUUAAAGACUUCAAUCCAGGAACAACAUAAUGGAUGA
Molecule: messenger RNA, 298 nt
Organism: Paramecium pentaurelia
Lineage: Eukaryota; Ciliophora; Oligohymenophorea; Peniculida; Parameciidae
Source: the annotation of a GenBank genome assembly